GCUUUGCUCGGCGGAUCGAUGUUUGCUGGCAUCGCCUCGCCCUGCCUGUGUGUGUGUGUGUGUGCGGGUGUGUGUGUGCGGGUGUGUGCGGGUGUGUACGUGUGCGUGUGUGUGUGUGUGCGAGUGUGUGUGCGUGUGAGCGGCAGGCUGCCUCCCCUCCCCAGCCUCCCUGCCCGCUCCCAUCUCACUCACUGCCUGGCAUCUGCCAGCACGGAACCGGCGGCGCUCCGCACACACACACACAGCCCGCACACACACACACACACACACACACGCACACCCUGCACACACGCACGCACCCCGCACACACCCGCACGCACACCUCGCACACCCACCCCCGGCACCGCUCCGCCAUACGGCUCUGCGAGGAGGAGGAGGAGGAGGAGAGGAGAGGGAAGGGAGGAAGCAGGCAGCACCCCCCCCCCCCCCCCCCCAGUCUUUCCCGAGCUGCCUUUUGAAUCUAUCUCUCUACAUAUCUAUUUGGUUAUUAUUUCUUCUCGUUCUCUGGCACUGUGGGCGCCUUUCAUUCGCUCCUGAGCUUGGAUGUUUGAAUCAAAGCAAAGCAAGUGUUGCAACAGUUAAAAAAAAAAAAAAAGCCAACCAAAAAAAAAAAAGAGAGAGAGAGAGAGAGGCAAAGAAAGAAACCUAGAUCUGUAAAAUAAAUAAAACCCAAACAGGUUCCUAUCAGUGGAGUGGAAAGGAGGGGGGCAGGGGCGGCUUGAGGGGGGUGCCGGGGAAGCAGCUGAGAGGCAGAGGCAGAGGAACACGACUCAGGAGCGUCUCAGGGCUCUCGGAUCUGGGGACAGAAGUGAGAUUGGAGAAAGUAGAGCGAUGCCAAGGAGGAAACAGCAAGCACCCAAACGGGCUGCAGGUUAUGUCCAAGAGGAAGAUUUAAAGGAAGAAGAAGAUAUAAAGGAGGAGGAAGAAGAUGAUGAUGACAACAAUUCAACUGCUCACCUCCAGGGCAGCAAUGACACUGGCACGGAUGAGGAACACGAUGUGGGUCCUGAGCAGAAAGGGAACUUUAGUUACCAGAAUUCCCCUGUCAGUCAUAUAUCUAACCAGGAUGCAGAAAACGAAUCACUACUAAGUGAUGGUAGUGACCACGUGACAGAUAUUAAAAGCAUUUGCUCUAGAGAGCCACAGGAUCCAAAAACCAGCGCCCAUCCCAAAGCCCAGAAUGAAGCACACAAUUGCAUGGAUAAAAUGACAGCGGUCUAUGCCAACAUACUGUCAGACUCUUAUUGGACAGGCUUAGGGCUGGGUUUCAAGUUGUCUAACUCUGAAAAGAGGAGUUGUGACAACAGAAAUGGAGGGAACAAAGCUGAUUUUGAUUGGCACCAAGACGCACUGUCAAAAAGCUUACAACAGAAUUUACCUUCCAGACCUGUCUCGAAACCCAACCUGUUCAGCUCCGUCCAGCUCUACAGGCAGAGCAGCAAAAUGUGUGGAACUGUUUUCACCGGCGCCAGCAGGUUUCGGUGCCGGCAGUGCAGCGCUGCCUAUGACACGCUGGUCGAACUAACAGUUCAUAUGAAUGAAACAGGUCACUACCAAGAUGACAACCACAAAAAGGACAAGCACAGACCUACCAGCUACUCAAAGCCUCGAAAAAGGGCUUUCCAGGACAUGGACAAGGAAGAUGCACAAAAAGUUCUGAAGUGUAUGUUCUGUGGUGACUCCUUUGAUUCCCUUCAAGAUCUGAGCGUUCAUAUGAUAAAAACAAAACAUUACCAAAAAGUGCCUUUGAAGGAGCCGGUACCAACCAUUUCUUCAAAAAUGGUCACUCCAGCAAAGAAACGUGUGUUUGAUGUUAACAGGCCUUGUUCCCCUGAUUCCACAACGGGGUCUUUCUCAGAUUCUUUUUCUCCUCAGAAGAACGCGAACCUGCAGUUAUCAUCUAACAACCGCUAUGGCUACCAGAAUGGCGCCAGCUAUACAUGGCAGUUUGAGGCCUGUAAAUCCCAGAUUUUGAAGUGUAUGGAGUGUGGAAGCUCCCAUGACACCUUGCAGCAGCUCACGACCCACAUGAUGGUUACUGGCCAUUUCUUGAAAGUCACAAGUUCAGCUUCAAAGAAAGGAAAGCAACUUGUUCUGGAUCCUCUAGCUGUGGAAAAAAUGCAAUCACUGUCUGAAGCACCAGCCAAUGACAGCCCGGUUUCAAAAUCAAACAGUAAAUCGUCUGCAGAAUGCAUAGCUCCCACUUCUGAAAUAAAAAAAGAAAUUAAAAAAGAUAAAACUGAUGAUGCAAACAAAGAUGAGAAAGCAGUAAAAACUGAAGAGUAUGAAGACACCCUUCAGAAACCACUGGAUCCCACAAUGAAAUACCAGUACCUCAGAGAAGAAGAUUUAGAAGAUGGUUCAAAGGGUGGUGGUGACAUUUUAAAGUCUUUAGAGAACACUGUCACAACAGCCAUAAAUAAAGCUCAGAAUGGAGCGCCCAGCUGGAGUGCAUAUCCCAGCAUCCACGCAGCUUAUCAGCUCUCAGAAGGGGCUAAGCCGUCUUUGCCGGUGGGUUCCCAGGUACUGCAAAUCAGGCCAACCAUCACCAAUAAGUUGAGGCCCAUAGCUCCAAAGUGGAAAGUCAUGCCUCUGGUCCCUAUCUCAGCAAAUAUGGCCCAGUGCACUCAAGUGAAGAAGGAAACUGACGACAAGGAGGAAGUACAAAAGGACUAUGCUAAAGAUGGCAUCCAAGCUGAGCCUGCCUCACUCAGUCAGAGUGAAAGAGAACCUCCCCUCAAAUCUGAAGUCUCUGUGGAGCCAAAAAAGACGGAACCAUGCCCCCUGAAAGAAGAAGACAAAAUUAAAGAGGACAGUGGAAAAGAAAAAACAGUCCUCAAGGAAACAACAGCAGCUUCUCUUAGCAAUGGUUGUGCUGCUGCCAACCAUUCAUCUGAGCUGCCUUGUGUCAACCCUCUCAGUGCCCUGCAGUCAGUACUGAAUAAUCAUUUGGGCAAAGCCACAGAGCCUUUACGGCCCCAGUCCAACUCCAGCCCCAGCUCUAGCACAAUUUCUAUGUUCCACAAAUCUAAUCUAAAUAUGAUGGAGAAGCCAGUGUUAUCUCCUACUCCAACCCCGCCAAAGCCUGCAAGUGUGUCCAGGCACUAUUUAUUUGAAAACAAUGAUCAGCCUAUUGACCUGACCAAAUCUAAAGGCAAGAAAGCCGAGUCAGCUCAAGCACAAUCCUGUACUUCUCCACCUCAAAAACAUGCUCUGUCUGACAUUGCUGACAUGGUCAAAGUUCUUCCCAAAGCUACUACACCAAAACCUGCUGCAUCUUCAAGGAUCCCAUCUAUGAAAUUGGAAAUUGAUGUCCGACGCUUUGAGGAUGUCUCAACAGAAGUCUCCACUCUGCAUAAAAGGAAGGGCAGACAGUCAAACUGGAACCCUCAGCAUCUUCUCAUUUUGCAAGCUCAAUUUGCUUCCAGCCUUUUCCAGACAUCCGAAGGUAAAUAUUUAUUAUCAGAUCUAGGCCCACAGGAGCGUAUGCAGAUUUCAAAAUUUACCGGACUGUCAAUGACCACCAUCAGCCAUUGGUUGGCAAACGUCAAGUACCAACUUAGGAAAACUGGAGGAACAAAGUUUUUGAAAAACAUGGACAAAGGGCAUCCAGUCUUUUAUUGCAGCGACUGUGCAUCUCAGUUUCGAACCCCAUCUACUUACAUUAGCCACUUAGAAUCUCAUCUAGGUUUCCAAAUGAAAGACAUGAACAGGCUGGCUGUGGAGCAGCAAACCAAGGUAGAGCAAGAAAUCUCCAGAGUUUCAGUUCAAAGAUCUCCUGAAACAAUAGCUGGAGAAGAGGACACAGACUCUAAGUUCAAAUGUAAGUUGUGCUGUCGGACAUUUGCAAGCAAACAUGCAGUAAAACUUCAUCUAAGCAAAACACACAGCAAGUCACCAGAACACCAUUCACAAUUUGUAGCAGAAGUGGAUGAAGAAUAACUCUUAAGGUAUGCAUGCUCUAUAGCGAGUUUUGAUUUCAUCCUUGUAAGGAGGCCUCUUAAAACAUUCGUACUUUAUGAAAUGUAGGAAAACACUAUAAAAUGCAUAAUGUACUGCUGCUUCAUUAAUCUAAUUGCAGGUACACAUUCAUUUUAUAAUGUUUUCAGGAAGAGAGCUUGAUAAAUGCAGAACUACCCAUACUGAAAAGUUGCUUCUUAUUAAUAUUUUCAAAAUAGCUGUUUUCCCAGUUCUCACUCUCUUUUUUUUUGUUUCUAAGAAUUAAUAGUUUUCACAUCCUAUGCACUUCAAUGUGGAAUGCAGCAACUAAAUGCUACUCUUUGCAAUGAGAAUGGAAAAAGAAAAAAAAAUUAAAAAGGCACUGAAAACCAAAAGAUUACAACCUUCAGUGCUAACACACCUGAAAAUCUGAUUUUGAUGGGGGAAAAGAAGACAAUUCAAAUGUCAAAUUAGCAAAAUAAUAAAUAGUCCAAGUUCCUCACACACUCAAACCCAACUGAAGAAUCUACUAAUAAUUGAAAAGUUUAUGUCCAGAAGUUUGGUUAUUCUUUCAAUAAUAUUUGGAUAUUCAGUUUUGUAAAAUAUUUUAAUAUUUUACACUUACUAAACAUUUACUAUUGUGAGUGGCCUUUUUUGUAGCAUCAGUUUAACCUUUCUCUCCAUCAUGUCUCUGCUCAUUCCUUUUUUAAUCUUGAAGAUGUGUGAUUAUAUUUUGUUUCAUGUUGGUGGGCGUGUCAAUCCAGGAACAUCACUGACUUAGGUGCAAGUUUUUGUAUAACCUGGGAGGGAGGGGGUUGACGCCUAAUUGAGGAAACCGCUAGAUUUUUUUACAAGGUUAAUAUUUCAAAGACCUGUUAAUAGGAUACUUUUACAUUACUGUUGGUAUUUUAUAUACAUAUAUAUUUUUAUUUUUUUUGCUGGAAGAUACACCAAACAAAGUACUGCCACAAACAAUGUUUAUAAUAUGUAAUGUAAUAUUCAGAUUACACACAAUUUUUGCAUUUUUAAUUUUGCUUGAUUCACAAACUUGAAUCUUCUUGAUUUAAAUAAAUAUGCAGACAUCAACUAAAAGUCCAAACAGAAGUUUUCUGUUCUAACAUGUUUAUUUCCAGCAAGGCUCUGUUAGUCAUUCCCAGCAAUUUCACCAGCAAACUCAGGCUCUGCUUCUGUUCGCAGAAUAAUCAUGUGCAGAUUCAGAUUUUCUCCAACAUGUUCAUUACUUAGAUAACAUUUGGAAAAUGAAUUCAUCAGACAGUCAAAAUUAAAGAUGUGUUGUGAGUUGUCACUUACGCCAGCUGCUAUUGUGGCUAUUCUCUGGCUAAUUGAGGGUGCAAGCACUUUGAGGAUGAAUACCCAUUUGUGUGAAGAUUUCACAUUUGUUUGCUGCAAAUAUUCAGGAAGCUUUAAGAAACACUUUCGGUGUGCAGAGCCAGCACAAGGACUAUGCAUCACUUAAGCUUUGAUAAAAAGGCUACUUUUGAAUAAUUUAAACCACUAAUCAAAGGGUUACUUUGGGAUGGGUAAUAGAAGCUAUUACUAUAGAGUAUAACGUCAGUAUUCAAGUGCAGUAAGAUUUAAGUUUUGCAUACAUCUUGUAUGUACUGUCUGUAUGUGACUGGAUUUAUCCCUUCUGCAUAUUUUAGCCUGCAAAAUACAGUUUAACUCAAAGGGAGUUUAUUUUCUCAAUAAUGCUAAUAUCCUUAAAUUUCCAUUUUGGCAUUUUUAACCCAACAUUAGAACCCAGUACAAAAAUAGCAAAUAAAUGUUCCUUGUUUAUCCGAUAAUAACUGAUUUUCUGCCUAACCAUUCUAGAACCCUUCAAAAUCAAUAUACCUGCCAAAAUAUCAGAAAAUUACAAGAGAUUGGUUGGGAAAAAUGUACCAUAUUUCAUUUCCUUCCUCGCCAGUUAAUGAUUAUUAAGACUUUGACAUUCAUAGUUCUCACACAAGAGAUAUCAGAGCAAACCAAUAAUUUGGGUACUAUCAAACAAAAGCUAUCUGCCAAAUAUAUUAAUAAAACAGCUAUUUUGGCAUAUUCAU
Molecule: messenger RNA, 5999 nt
Organism: Cygnus atratus (black swan)
Lineage: Eukaryota; Metazoa; Chordata; Aves; Anseriformes; Anatidae
Gene: TSHZ2
Product: teashirt zinc finger homeobox 2
Exons: 2
Coding region: 832-3942 (1036 amino acids)
Biological process (GO): regulation of transcription by RNA polymerase II
Cellular component (GO): nucleus
Molecular function (GO): DNA binding; DNA-binding transcription factor activity, RNA polymerase II-specific
Source: RefSeq, a predicted model, not a curated record